AUGAAAUUUGAUGAUUUACUUUUUACACAUUUGGGUGAAUUUGGAAAAUAUCAAGCAAUACAAUUUUUAUUAGUAUGCUUACCAACAAUGUUUACUGCAAUGCAUUCAUUAUCAUGGACUUUUGCAGCACCAGAAAUUAAUCAUAGAUGUCGUUUAUCAAAUGAAUUUGAUGAUGGAAAUUAUUUUAUAAAUAAAAAUAUUUCACAAUAUAUUCCAUAUGAUAAUUAUUGUUUAUCUAAAAAUAGUACUGAAAAAUGUUUUUAUAAAAAAUGUUUCUACAAUAAUACAUCAUCAUGUCCUAAUGGUUAUGUAUAUUAUCUACCUAAUAAUUUAUAUACAGCUAUAAAUCGUUGGGAUAUUGUUUGUGAAAGAAGUAUAUGGAAAGCAACAAUUCAAAGUUUUUAUUAUAUUGGACAAAUGUUAGGUUCAAUAAUUUUUGGUAUAUUAGGUGAUAGAAUUGGUAGAAAAAAAGUUUUUAUGAUUGCUAUAAUUAUGCAAAUUGUUGCAGGAUUAUUAAUGCCAAUAGCACCAAAUUGGUUAUUUUAUGCUUUUUUAAGAAUAAUAACUGGUUUUGCACAUCCUGGAAUAUUUGUUAUUGCUGUUAUCAUUGGAAUGGAAUUAGUUGGACCAUCAAAAAGAAAAAUAUCAUCUGUAUUUACGGGUGGUUUUUUUGCAAUAGGUCAAAUUAUUUUAGGUAUUUUAGCAUAUUAUAUAAGAGAUUAUCGUUAUCUUCAUAUAUCAAUUGCUUUACCUACUAUUUUAUUUUUAUCAUAUCAAUUUUUUGUACCUGAAAGUCCUAGAUGGUUAGUAUCUAAAAAACGUUAUAGUGAAGCAGAUAAAAUUCUUAAUAAAGCUGCUAAAAUGAAUAAUUCAUCAAUGCCAGAAAAAUGGUGGGAAGAAAUUGAAUCAUUAAAUGAUAGUGAAGUAAAUAAAACAAAAAAAAAACAUUUAACAUAUAGUGAUUUAUUUAAAACACCAAAAAUUAGACUUCGUUCAAUUGUUGCAUUUUUUAUUUGGCCUGUUGUUUCAAUGGUUUAUUAUGGUGUUUCAAUGAAACCAGAUUUUUUAGGUGGUGACCCAUAUAUUGCAUUUAUUUUUGGUGGUUUUAUGGAACUUCCAGCAAUGGUUCUUGUAUAUUUUACUAUUGAUAAAUUUGGUCGUAAACCUUUAUUAGGUGGUGGAUAUUUUUUUUGUGCCAUAUUCAUGAUAGUGUCGCUAUUUCUUGAUGAUUUAGAAUUGCAUUGGAUAUUUAAUCUUAUUCUUUAUUCAUUAGUUAAAGGCUCAAUAACAAUUGUAUAUGCAUCUAUAUAUACUUUUACACCAGAAUUAUUUCCAACAGUUAUUAGAAAUACAGCAAUGGGUUUAUGUUCAACAUUUGCUAGAAUUGGAGCUAUUCUUUCAUCAUAUGUUUCAAUGUGGCUUGUCACAGAAUUUGGAAGAUUAUAUAUGAUUAUACCAUUUUCAUUAUGUGCUAUUAUAGCUUGUAUAUUAACAAUAUGCCUUUUACCAGAAACUGUUGGUGAAUCAUUAAUUGAAACGAUAGAACAAUUAGAAAAGUCAGAUAAUAAUAGCAGAAGUAUGACAGAAUCAAAAGAAAUUUCUGAAAUGGAAGAAUUAACAACUACUAAAAAAAGUUGA
Strongyloides ratti is the source of this 1638-nucleotide messenger RNA. RefSeq names its product Solute carrier family 22 member 13. NCBI's taxonomy places the organism in Eukaryota, Metazoa, Nematoda, Chromadorea, Rhabditida, Strongyloididae. The record is from RefSeq and is a predicted model, not a curated record. Gene Ontology annotation, cellular component: membrane. Gene Ontology annotation, molecular function: transmembrane transporter activity. Bases 1 to 1638 code for a protein of 545 amino acids. The transcript is spliced from 2 exons. Gene Ontology annotation, biological process: transmembrane transport.